AUGUCGCCUAUGGUGAUAGGAAAAGAGGCUUAUUAUUACUAUUGGGGGUUCUUUCCAAUGGGAUUUGUGGUGGGGAAUUCUGAUGGUAUGAAGAGUGGAGGUGACAAUGGGUAUCCCAAUUGGAUGUCACCCAUGUUUGGGUCGCAGGCGAAUAUUAUUGUGGCAGUGGAUAUUGGUGCACUUGUGCUCACAACGGGUGGCAGUGUUUUGUGGCGAUGGAUAUUGGUACACCCGUGCCCACAGCAAUGGCAGUGUUCUGUGAAACACGAAUGUGACGCCGCUACUGUUGGUACCAGUAACUUCAACUGGAGCUAA
This is a messenger RNA of Fraxinus pennsylvanica, 315 nucleotides long. The record is from the annotation of a GenBank genome assembly. Lineage: Eukaryota; Viridiplantae; Streptophyta; Magnoliopsida; Lamiales; Oleaceae.